AUGUAUACUCGUCGUAAUGGUUCCAGAUUAAAAUUGAAUGAGACAUCAAAGAACUUUUUGAUUAAAGUAAUCUAUUUCAAAAAUAAAUUAAUAGAGAACUUGCUCAACAAAUAAAUCCUCUAUUUCUAGUUUAAAUACUAGUAAUUCUUCUAAAUUCUUUGUAAAAAAUAGUUUUUUUUAUUUUUUAAGUAAUUUGAAGAUAAGACUUAUCCAGAAGAUGGAAAACUAUUAGAUUUAUUAUCAGAAAAUGAAAGUUAAUAGAAAUCUUAAAUAUAUCAUCUCUAAAUGAGUUCUUUUCAAAUUCAUAAUGAAGAAUCUGUUUAACAAAGAUGUAUAUCUUAUAAAUCUUAUAAUUAUAGAUGCUUUAUCAGAUGAUGUGAACAAUCCAUAAUUAAGAAGAAAUAUCACUUAUAAUUGGCAUUAUCAUAAUGACCAUUAAUAAUAUCUAUGUUAGGAUACAAUAUCUUUUAGUUUCUCAAUUAAAAAACAUGGAAUCAAAGAAAUGUUGAGAGCCAAGAUGGUAGAUUGGAUAAUUGAAGUAUUUGGAAACUAUCCUACUACUACAACAACAUAAACCUACUUUAGAGCUGUUGGUUUAUUAGAUGCUUUUCUGAAGAAAACAUCUAUAUAUUAUUAAGAUGCAGAUGUACAUCUAAUGGGUAUCAGUUGUAUUUUUAUUGCAACUAAACUUGAAGAUAUAUAUCAUAUUCCAUUAAAUGAUAUUGUAAUUAGAGUAGGACAUAAUAAAUUUAAUAGUUCUAAAAUUAAAUCUAUGGAAUAAACUAUUUUAGAGACAUUAUCAUUUAAUGUCUAUUUUCCUACUCCUUUAGAUUAUUUAUAAAAUCUAUUUUAUAAAUGUUUCAGUCUAAAUGAUAAGUAAUAAAUUAACUUAAUCUAAAUAGUUAUACAUUAUAAAAUAUCUAUGAAACAUGUGUAUAUAUUUUGAAAAUGUGUAUGCAUGAUCUAAAUAUGCUCAAUUUUACACCAAAUCUUUUAUCAGCAGCUAUUGUAGGAUAUGCAGUAAGAGAGUAUAUUGACACAAAAUAAGAAAAUAAAAAGGCUGAUAAUUUAAAACUUAAUAAAUAAUCUGUAAAUAUAUUAAAUAGUCUUAGUAAGAUUCUAUAGUAAAGAUUGCUAAAAUAGAUUUUAAUACAUUUAAUGAAUGCUAGAAAUAGAUUAGUGAUUUGAUAAAUACUUUUAAAUGCAAAUAUCCAGAUCUCCAUAAUUUAGAGUUAUUUUCUUGA
This is a messenger RNA of Paramecium pentaurelia, 1244 nucleotides long. The record is from the annotation of a GenBank genome assembly. NCBI's taxonomy places the organism in Eukaryota, Ciliophora, Oligohymenophorea, Peniculida, Parameciidae.